AUGGAGGCCCUGGCAGCGGCGCCCCUGCACUGCGGGGAGACGAGGUCGGGAGGCCUGGCCAAUGGUGGCUCCACACCCGUGCGAGGAGUGGGGACUCUGGGGGCUCGGAGUGGAGCUCGCUGGUCGGGGCAACCCGACCGGCUGAGCCGUGGUCACGGUGGUGGCUGGGACACGAGCCAGCUGCUCAUCGGCCGAGCCCCACUGCCGGGCCGGGCUGCAAAGCUGGGCCGGCGGGGCACGGUGUCCUCGGCGCAGGCUGAGGUCCUGGGGCAGCCAGAUUUUGAUGCCAAAAAGUUCUCAGGCCUCUGGUACAUGGUGCCCAUGGUCUCUGACUGCAAGGUCUUCAGGGACAAGAAGGACAACCUGCUGACGUCCACCAGCAACGUCAAGGCCACGGCAGAGGGCAGCCUCUGCGUCCACAUGCAGCUCCCUGGGGACCCCUGCUCUGCCCCAGGCCGGACCCAGGAAGCGAGCCCCCAGGCCUUGAAGGCCUUCCAGGACUUCUACCGGACGGUGGGGCUGCCGGAAGACAUGGUGGUCACGCUGCCCAAGUCAGGGCCUGUGCGUGUGGGCUACCCCUUCUCGCCAUGCCUUCUGCCCGCUCCCCUGCUGAGGGCUGUGGGUGUCACGGGGCCCAGAUGCACGCCCCCUGAGCAUUUGGAGGCCAAGUUCGCCGAGGAAACUCUUGGGUGA
This is a messenger RNA of Lipotes vexillifer (Yangtze River dolphin), 693 nucleotides long. Lineage: Eukaryota; Metazoa; Chordata; Mammalia; Artiodactyla; Lipotidae. The record is from RefSeq and is a predicted model, not a curated record.